Molecule: messenger RNA, 1032 nt
Organism: Sporothrix schenckii 1099-18
Lineage: Eukaryota; Fungi; Ascomycota; Sordariomycetes; Ophiostomatales; Ophiostomataceae
Product: ubiquinol-cytochrome c reductase core subunit 2
Exons: 2
Coding region: 1-1032 (343 amino acids)
Cellular component (GO): mitochondrion
Molecular function (GO): metal ion binding
Source: RefSeq, a predicted model, not a curated record
AUGGGACGGUUUCUCGUCCCCGUGUGGCGCGACUGCAUAUAUAUUCAAACGUGUAUCGUCACGCGCACCAGACUAACCUGUCUCGCAAAAUUAAUAGAGCACGAACUGGCGGAGGAGAUUGAGCCCGUCCUGCACCUGAAGCAGGCCAAGUACUCGGCCGACAGCCUAGCCGCCGCCCUGGACGCCGCCCAUGCCGUUGCCUUCCACACCGGCCUGGGUGAGGCCCUGAGCCCUUCGACGACUACGCCGCUCAGCAGCUACCUCAGCCACACCGGUGUUUCCCAGUUCGCCAGCUCCGCCUACUCCCGCUCCAACUUCGCCCUGGUCGCCGACGGCGCCACCCAGGUUGCCCUGAGCAAGUGGGUUGAUCAGUUCUUCAAGAAGUCCACCGGCUCCGGUAGCGCACUCACCAGCGCCCCUUCGAAGUACUACGGCGGCCAGCAGCGCAUCGAGUCUGCCUCAGGCAACGCUAUCGUUAUUGCCUUCCCGACCAAUGGCCUGAACGCCCCCGACGCCACCGUCGAGGUCCUGACGUCCCUGCUCGGCGGCGAGUCCAGCGUCAAAUGGUCCCCCGGCUUCACCCUGUUGUCCAAGGCCUCUGCCGGCGCCCACGGCGCCAACGCUGUGGCCCGUAACCUUUCGUACUCGGAUGCUGGCUUGCUGACCAUCCAGGUCACUGGCCAGUCUGCCGGUGCUGUGCGGGCGGCCGCCGAUGCGGCCGUCAAGACCCUCAAGAGCGUCGCUUCUGGCUCGGUCUCCAAAGAAGAUGUUGCCAAGGCUAUUGCCAAGGCUCGUUUCGAUGCCCUGACCGCCCAGGAGCCCGCCAGCGCUGCCAUCACGGCCGCCGGUACGGCCGUCCUUCACGGCCUGAAGACCUUCCAGCCAGCCGAUGCCAGCAAGGCCUACGCCGGCGUCACGGCUGAGAAGCUGACGACACUGGCUAAGAAGCUUGUUAACGGCAAGGCGUCCUUUGCCGCUGUCGGUGACCUGCAUGUCCUCCCCUUCGCGGAGGAUGUCGGCCUGACAGUGUAA